AUGGAGCAAUCAACGGCGGCAAGUCCAUGGCUACUUCUUCUCUGCCUCGCCGUCGCUGCCACGGGCGGCGCACUCCAAGCUCGUGCCCAGCCGGACGUCAACGGUUUCAUAAGCAUUGACUGCGGGCUCGCCGGGAAGACGACGAGCUACGUGGACGACACCACCAAGCUGUUGUACACCAGCGACACCGAUUUCAUCGGCAACGUUGGCUCCACCCACAACAUCUCCGCCCAGUACAUGGUCAGGCCGACGCACCUCUCGAGACGCUACCACAGCGUGCGCAGCUUCCCCGACGGCGUGCGGAACUGCUACACGCUCCGGUCCCUCGUGCCCGGGGGCAAGUACCUCCUCCGUGCCUCGUUCAUGUACGGCGACUACGACGGCCUCGGCAGUCUACCCAUUUUUGAUCUGCACGUCGGUGUCAACUAUUGGCAGACCGUAAACAUCUCAGAGCCAGAUCUUGAGGUGACCGCCGAGGCCGUCGUGUUUGUGCCGGACGAGUUUGUUCAUGUGUGCUUGUUGAACACCGGCGCCGGGACGCCCUUCAUCUCGGACCUGGAGUUGAGGCCGCUGAAGAAGAAGUUCUACCCGCAGGCAAAUUUGACGAAGGGUCUCGUUCUGGAACACAGGCUGAACCUCGCGCCCCCGGACACCAGCAUCGUCAGGUACCCUGUAGAUCCACACGACCGUGUAUGGCUCCCUAAGAGUGAUGCAAAAAUGUGGAGCAGCAUAUCAACUACGGAGACGGUGCAGAGUGAUGGCGAUGUCUUCGAGGUACCAUCGAUGGUGAUGCAGACGGCAGUCACGCCGCUAAAUGCCGCCAUGAACCUCGAGAUCAUUUGGAGCCCCAACCCUCAGCCCCAGAACCAGUCCCUAGGAUAUCUCAUCAUCAUGCAUUUCUCCGAGCUGCAAUUGCUUCCUAGCAACGCCGAGCGCCAGUUCUACAUCAGCAUUAACGACAUGCAGUUACCCGAACCUGUUAGCCCACACUACCUUGGCACGGGCUUCGUGUCCAAUGGAAAUGCACGUUACCGAGACAACAAGUACAACAUCUCCAUGUACGCCACCGCCAACUCGACGCUACCACCUGUAAUCAGUGCCGUCGAGUUUUUCUCCGUCAUCUCCGCCACCAACAUUGCCACUGACUCCCAGGAUGUAUCUGCCAUCAUGGCGAUCAAAGCGAAUUAUGAGGUGCAGAAGAAUUGGAUGGGUGACCCAUGUGUUCCAAAGACUAUGGUCUGGGAAAGGCUGACAUGCAGCUACACCAGUGACAACUCUCCAAGGAUAAUAAGCAUAAAUCUUUCCUCUAGUGGCCUCAAUGGUGAUAUAUCCUCUUCUUUCACGAAUUUCAAGGCCGUCCAGUACUUGGAUUUGUCAAACAAUAACUUGACAGGCUCAAUACCAGGCUCCCUUUCGCAAUUGACAUCAUUGACAAUUUUAGAUUUGUCAGGCAACCACCUCAAUGGAUCAAUCUCACCUGAGCUCCUCAAAAGGACUCAAGAUGGCAGCCUGAAUCUAAGACAUGGCAACAACCCAGACAUUUGCACUGACGGCAAUUCAUGCCAGCCUACUAAAACGAAGAACAAGUUGGCCAUCUACGGUGUUGUCCUUAUAGCUGUCAUUGUGGUGCUGGUAUUAGUGGCAGUAGCGCUCUUUUUCUUUCUAAGACAAAGAAAUCCAGAAUCUAUGAACAACUCCGUCAAGUCACAUAAAGAAAUGAAAAACGAUGGGCAUAGGACAGAAAAGGAUGGCUAUGGGAACAGUCCACUUGGAUUGGAGACUCGUCAAUUCACCUACAUCGAACUUGAGAGAAUAACCAACAACUUCCGACGAGUGCUUGGCAAGGGAGGGUUUGGUAAUGUUUACGAAGGCUCACUAGAGGAUGGUACACAAGUAGCGGUGAAGAUUCGGUCAAAGUCCUCCAAUCAAGGCGACAGGGAAUUCCUCACGGAGGUUCAAAUUUUAACCCUCAUACAUCACAAGAAUCUUGUCUCCAUGAUUGGAUACUGCAAGGAUGGGGAGCACAUGGCACUUGUGUACGAGUUCAUGUCAGAGGGGACCCUAGAAGAGCACAUUUCAGGAAAAGGCAACAAUGCGGUAUGCUUACCCUGGAGACAGAGACUCCGAAUUGCAGUUGAAUCCGCUCAAGGGCUGGAGUACCUACACAAGGGGUGCAAUCCACCUUUGGUUCACAGGGAUGUUAAGGCCACAAACAUCCUGCUGAAUGCCAAAUUAGAGGCUAAGAUUGCUGAUUUCGGCCUGUCCAAGGCUUUUCAUCACAAUGAUGACACACAUGUUUCCACAAACAGAAUCGUUGGUACACCAGGAUAUGUGGAUCCAGACUACCAGACAACAUGGCGGGCCACAAGCAAGAGUGACGUGUACAGCUUUGGCAUCGUGUUGCUUGUGCUUGUCACUGGGAAGCCACCCAUCUUGCGCACCCCACAUACCAUCAGCAUCAUCGAGUGGGUGCAACAACGGCUAGCACAGGGAAACAUCGAGGGUGUGGUGGAUGUGCGGAUCCAUGGUGAUCAUGACAUAAAUAGUAUGUGGAAAGCCGCUGUUAUUGCGCUGAAGUGCACCACUGAGGCAUUGGCAGAACGGCCCACCAUGACCGAUGUCGUUGCUCAACUUCAAGAGUGCCUCAAUCUAGAGGAGGAAUUGGCUGACGGUGGGUCUGACAGCGGCAUCUACAACGGCACCAAUAGCGAUGACAUAAACUGGACAGAUGAUGCUUACUCUACAAACAAGUCUACAAACUCAAGUCAGAGAGCUGCACUUGAGAAAGAGCAUAAUUUUGGCAGGGUCCCAACAAUGGACACCGGACCUGCCGUGCGAUGA
This is a messenger RNA of Triticum aestivum (bread wheat), 2841 nucleotides long. RefSeq names its product probable LRR receptor-like serine/threonine-protein kinase At1g05700. NCBI's taxonomy places the organism in Eukaryota, Viridiplantae, Streptophyta, Magnoliopsida, Poales, Poaceae. The coding region runs from base 1 to 2841 and encodes 946 amino acids. The transcript has 13 exons. Gene Ontology annotation, biological process: protein phosphorylation. The record is from RefSeq and is a predicted model, not a curated record. Gene Ontology annotation, molecular function: protein kinase activity; ATP binding; protein binding.